Messenger RNA from Adineta steineri, 3294 nucleotides. The record is from the annotation of a GenBank genome assembly. NCBI's taxonomy places the organism in Eukaryota, Metazoa, Rotifera, Eurotatoria, Adinetida, Adinetidae.
AUGCUGCUUUGUCUUGAAAUAAUAAUUAAACUACUUAAACAUUUUGUUCUAGUGUCAACCAAUACAAAAUCUGCUUCUAAACUAUCCAGAAAAGCAGAGCUUUUUUUUCUCAAGCUCAAUUUAUUUCCAUCUGUUCCACCAACUACCGAUGAACAUAAACUUCGAAAUCAACGUAUUUCAACAAGAUUAUUUAUCUUCUUCUUAUUUAUAUCAUUAUCUAUCCUUUUCUUAUAUAAUUCAUUGAUAAAUAUUACAGAAACAAUUAAUGUUAAAGCACCUUCUAUCAAAGAAUAUUCGCAGCUCUAUAACUCAUAUAGUCAAACAUUAACAUGUGAAUGUACACAGAUAUCAAUUAACUAUGAAGAAUUUAUUCAAAUUCAAUAUAAACUACAUCAGGUGUGUCGUAGUGACUUUGUUACUCAAGAAUGGAUCGAUUAUGUUGCUAACUCGUAUGGAAACGAUGGAACAUUUUAUGAUACCUUUCGAACGACGGGCACAUUUGUAUUUCAAGCCUUAUCUACACUUUGUGUCCUAGUUGAUCAAACAAUAUCGAAUAGCUUAACUCAGUUCUAUUCGAGUCAAUAUGUAAGUGAAUUUGUAACACCUGAAAAUGUAUUUCAACUACAAACUGAUGCAUUUAUAUCUCAAUUCAUAUUAUCAACAACAAAUCAAUUUUUGUUAUCACUCUCCAUGAUACGAAAAACAACACAAAGCAACGCUUUGCUCUCUGGACAACUCACUAAUUACAGAUUCUAUUAUAAUCUCGAUUCUAGUUUAACUACAGAAUCUGUCCGGUACGAUGAUUGUACGUGCACUUCUUCAGCUACCUGCAUUGAACAAUAUACAGUUAUUAAUUAUCCUAACUUCACGCAAGUAUUUCCUUUACCAGGCCUUUAUAUAGGAUGUUAUAUAAUUGAAUCAUUACUUCAGUCUAAUCUUAAAUGUUUUUACGAUCAAGUCUGCAUAGAUACCGUACAGCUAUACUUAGGAUCGUCUACAUUUAUAAAUGUGACAGCUCUUGAUAUAUCAUUGUCGAUCCAGUAUUUGGAAAACUCAACAAUUGCAGAUAUUCUUGAUGAAUUGAUGGUUGAAGAAUGGAAUUCAUCAAGUAUUUAUGAUAAUUAUUACAGUGAAUGUCAACCAUCAGGCUGUAGUUAUACUGUUACGACGAAGAAUAAUGCAAUAUACAUUAUUACAACUCUGAUUGGAUUAGUUGGUGGUCUGAUUACAGUAUUGAAACUUACGGUGCCUAUGUUAGUCAAAUUCGCAAGGAAAUGCAUGCACAAAGAAGUAAAAACAGAAGCCGAUUAUAAACAACUCUAUAACUCAUAUAGUCAAACAUUAACAUGUGAAUGUACAAAAAUAUCAAUCAAUUAUGAAAAAUUUAUUCAAAUUCAAUACAUAUUACAUGAGGUGUGCCAUAGUGACUUUGUUACACAACAAUGGAUCGAUUAUCUCGCCACCUCAUAUGGAGACAAUACACCAAAUUACGCCGACUUUCGGGUGACAGGCACCUCUACAUUUCAAGCUGUAAGCGCAUUCUGUACACUAGUGAAUCAAACAAUAUCGAAUAGUUUAAUUCAGUUCUAUUCAAGUCAAUAUGUAAGUGCAUCUGUAACACCCUCAAAUCUAUUUCAACUACAAACUGAAGCAUUUAUAUCUCAAUUCAUAUCAUCAACAACAAAUCAAUUUUUGUUAUCACUCUCCAUGAUACGAAAAACAACUCAGAGCAAUGCUUUACUUACUGGACAACUGAGUAAUUUCGGAUUUAGUAUGGACGAGGUGCAAUUACUUUUAGCUUACUAUCCACGAUCCUACGGCAAUUGUACGUGUUCUUCUUCGGCUGCAUGCGUCACUCAAUCUGGAAUUUAUGAAUUAUUAAACGACACAUCCUUAUUUUCUUUAUCAGGUUUUUAUACAGGAUGUUAUAUAAUUGAAUCAUUACUUCAGUCUAAUCUUAAAUGUUUUUAUAAUCAAACCUGCAUCAAUAAACUACAAUCUUAUUUUCAAACAUCUUCAUUUAUGAAUGUGACAGCUCUUAAUAUAUCAUUAUCGGCUCAGUUUUUUGAAAACUCAACAAUUGCAGAUGUUCUUGAUCAAUUGAUGGUUGAAGAAUGGAUUAAUUCAAGCAUAUAUGAUAAUUAUUACAGUGAAUGUCAACCAUCAGGCUGUAGUUAUACUGUUACGACGAAGAAUAAUGCAAUAUACAUUAUUACAACUCUGAUUGGAUUAGUUGGUGGUUUGAUUACAGUUUUGAAAUUUGUAGUACCAAAUUUAGUCAAUCAAGCAUUAACAUGUGAAUGCACACAAAUAUCAAUCAAUUAUGAAAAAUUUAUUCAUAUUCAAUACACAUUACAUCAAAUAUGUCAUAGUGAUUUUGUUACACAACAAUGGAUCGAUUAUCUUGACUACUCGUCUGAAAACUAUAGUGUAUAUAAGAAUGAUUUUCGAUCUUCAGGUGCUUCUGCAUUCCAAACUUUAGACACAUUUUGUAUACUAGUGAAUCAAACAAUAUCGAAUAGUUUAAUUCAAUUCUAUUCCAAGCAAUAUGUAAGUGCAUCUGUGACACCUGAAAAUGUAUUUCAACUACAAACGGAAGCAUUUAUAUCUCAAUUCAUAUUAUCAACAACAAAUCAAUUUUUGUUAUCACUCGCUAUGAUGCGAAACAUUACUCAAAGUAACACCUUAUUCAGUGGCAGACUAACCAAUUAUGUCGUUGGUGACCAGGGCAGUAAUCUAAUUCGAGGUCCGCGGUCGUACGGUAAUUGUACGUGUCCUUCCUCAGCUACAUGCAUUAUUCAAUCUGCAAUUUAUCAGUUAUCGAGCGACACGCUAUUAUUUUCUGUUCCGGGUGUUUAUACAGGAUGUUAUAUAAUUGAAUCAUUACUUCAGUCUAAUCUUAAAUGUUUUUAUAAUCAAACCUGCAUCAAUAAACUACAAUCAUAUUUUCAAGCACCUUCAUUUAUGAAUGUGACAGCUCUUAAUAUAUCAUUAUCGGCUCAGUUUUUUGAAAACUCAACAAUUGCAGAUGUUCUUGAUCAAUUGAUGGUUGAGGAAUGGAUUAAUUCAAGUAUUUAUGAUAAUUAUUACAGUGAAUGUCAACUAUCAGGCUGUAGUUAUACUGUUACGACGAAGAAUAAUGCAAUAUACAUUAUUACAACUCUGAUUGGAUUAGUUGGUGGUUUGAUUACAGUAAUGAAACUGAUAAUGCCAUAUUUGGUUAACUUUAUUAUGUUUUAUAUUAAAAAAUGCAAAGGUGGACGUGCUACAAUAAUGCCAAUGAUCCAAACAUAA